Medicago truncatula (barrel medic) is the source of this 2303-nucleotide messenger RNA. RefSeq names its product 3-oxoacyl-[acyl-carrier-protein] synthase II, chloroplastic. The transcript has 14 exons. Gene Ontology annotation, molecular function: 3-oxoacyl-[acyl-carrier-protein] synthase activity. Gene Ontology annotation, cellular component: chloroplast stroma; mitochondrion. Gene Ontology annotation, biological process: fatty acid biosynthetic process. The coding region runs from base 361 to 1836 and encodes 491 amino acids. NCBI's taxonomy places the organism in Eukaryota, Viridiplantae, Streptophyta, Magnoliopsida, Fabales, Fabaceae. The record is from RefSeq and is a predicted model, not a curated record.
AAGAAUAAGAGAGGAAAAGAAGACUAAGAUUGCAGCAAAAAUAAAAAGAAGAAAGGCUUUGUAUUGGAAACAGUUUUGUAAGACUGACUUUACUACUGAGUCAGUGAGUGAAUGAAUUCCAUAUAGAGUUAUAAAGACUACUACUACUACUCCAUCUCUCUCUGUCUCAUAGUCAGUCACACACAAUAAAGAGAGAGAGAAGAAGAAGAAGAAGAAGAAGAAUAAUCUGAAGAGAUCCAUUGAAUUUGAAUUUGAAUCCUUCUUCUUCUUCUUCAUACAUACUCUCACCAACUUCAUCUUCUUCACUCAUUCAUUACUUUCUGAACUACAACCUCGAUCUUUUCUCCAUUUUCAAUUUCAAUGGCUACCACUUCUUCUUCACUCUACACGUGGCUUGAACCAUCUUGCAUGUCAGUCACGUGCGAAGCUGACCGUAUCAGAACAUCUUUUCACUCUCGCAGAACCCACAACAACACUCUUUUUCGAUCCAAUUUCAAUACUAAACAAAAACCAUUCAUUCAUUCUGGUAAAACAAUGGCAGUAGCUUUGGAACCUGCCCAAGAGGUCACAAUAAAGAAAAAACUUCCUACAAAGCAAAGACGGGUAGUUGUGACAGGCUUGGGCGUGGUUACACCACUUGGUCAUGAUCCAGAUAUCUUCUACAAUAAUUUACUCAAUGGUGUUAGUGGUAUAAGUGAGAUUGAGAAUUUUGAUUGUGCAGAAUUUCCGACAAGGAUUGCUGGUGAAAUUAAGUCUUUUUCAACUGACGGAUGGGUAGCACCAAAAUUUGUAAAGAGAAUGGAUAAAUUUAUGCUCUAUCUGCUAACAGCUGGAAAAAAAGCAUUGGUGAAUGCUGGAAUUACUGAAGAUGUGAUGGAUGAGUUAGAUAAAACCAAAUGUGGAGUUUUAAUCGGCUCAGCAUUAGGUGGCUUCAAGGUUAUAAGUGAUUCCAUCGAAGCUUUACGAAUAUCAUAUAGGAAGAUGAAUCCUUUCUGUAUUCCUUUUGCAACAACAAAUAUGGGCUCUGCCAUGCUUGCAAUGGAUCUGGGAUGGAUGGGCCCAAAUUAUUCUAUCUCUACAGCUUGUGCGACAAGUAACUAUUGUAUAUUGAAUGCAGCAAACCAUAUCAUCAGAGGUGAAGCCGAUGUGAUGCUUUGUGGGGGCUCAGACUCUGCUAUUAUUCCAAUUGGUUUGGGAGGCUUUGUGGCAUGCAGGGCACUCUCCCAAAGGAAUACCGAUCCUUCUAAAGCGUCACGCCCUUGGGAUACUAAUCGUGAUGGAUUUGUCAUGGGGGAAGGGGCUGGUGUUUUGGUUUUAGAAGAAUUGGAGCAUGCUAAGAAAAGAGGUGCAAACAUAUAUGCAGAAUUUCUUGGUGGAAGUUUCACCUGCGAUGCAUAUCACGUGACUGAGCCACAUCCUGAUGGGGCUGGUGUAAUACUUUGCAUUGAAAGGGCAUUGGUCCAAUCGGGAGUUUCAAAAGAGGAUGUGAAUUACAUAAAUGCUCAUGCUACAUCAACACCAUCUGGUGAUCUUAAGGAAUACCAAGCUCUGAUUCAUUGUUUUGGUAAAAACCCUGAGCUUAGAGUGAAUUCUACGAAAUCUAUGAUCGGUCAUCUACUAGGUGCAUCCGGUGGUGUAGAAGCUGUAGCAACAGUACAGGCAAUCAGGACAGGGUGGGUUCAUCCUAACAUCAACCUUGAAAACCCAGAUAAAGAUGUGGAUACUAAAGUGCUUGUAGGCCCAACAAAAGAGAGAUUGAAAAUCAAGGCUGCCUUGUCCAAUUCAUUUGGAUUUGGGGGACACAAUUCUUCAAUUGUAUUUGCCCCUUAUAAAUGAAGCAGAUUUCAGAUUAUACUGCAUUCAUGUUAUUAUAAAGAAGUUACCAAGUACCAAGGCAAUGUGUUGCAUAUUAACUCUACUCCUUGGUUGGGUGAAAAUAUAUAUUGAGAGGGGUAUAUUAUGCCUUGUAGAAUCAGAAAGUGCAUAGAUAUGUGGUGCUUGUGGUGGGAGCGAGUGGGUUUAUCCUCUAUCUUAGCAUGAAUGGCUGAAGUAGGAAUUGACCCCCCUUUGAUGUAAACUUUUAACAAUAACAACCACUUGGUUGGCUAUCAUAUACUCUUCUAUUUUUUUUUGUUUUAUUUUCAUAUUAGUAGUACACCUGGCUGCACAUUGAAAAAUAAAAAAUUUCAGUGAUUAUUCACAGAAAUUUAUAUCCUUGAGAUUCAUUCAAAUUUGAUGACAGUUGACUUUUUGAUAAGUGGAGCUGUCAAUUGAUAGUGAUUAUAGAUUUUGUUAUGCGUUAA